GAAUAAAAUCCCUAGUUUACCUUCAAAACAAAAAAAUCUAGCAGCAGACCAGCCCUCAAAAAAAAAAAUCAAAAAAAAUCUAGCAGCAGACCUGGCGGUGCGACGCCGUCAAGCACCAGCCGAGCACCACCGCGCGGUGCUCCACCACCGUACGGUGCACGCCCACGCCACAAAUCCGUUCUUGGCCCCGCUCUCCGAAAUCCGUUGCUGCUGUUAUCCGUCCCGCUCCCAGAUGGAUUCCUGAGUCCCCAAAAAUUGGUGUUCUGUUAUCUAUCUAUUUACUGAUUUGUAUCUUUCCUUCUCUCGUCUGCGUGUGAUGGCCAGGUAUUGCUGCUGCCAGUGAGGGAUGCAAGAAUCUGCGUGCCAAUACUGUAAAAGGAAGAGUUCUACAAGAACAAGAAGGAAGGAUUGUAUUUUCUUCUCCAUUGCCCGUGAAGGCAAAAUUUGGGAAAACAGGGCCAGAUGUUGGUGCUUGGGGUCAGAUGGUGCAUCGAUUGUGGGUAUAAUAUGGUGCAUCGAUUGUGGAAUAGUAUCCAUGAAGUUUAUUCAAGAGAGCGACUAUUUUUUUAUACUGGAUGAGAACGCUUCCAUCAUAGGCUCCAUCUCAUCCGGUCUAUGUCUUCGAGACGGUCUAUUUUCAACAUUUAUACAAAGAAGAUCUGGCACCAGAGAUUCACCAUCGGGAUUAACACAUUGCUUCAAUGACGAUACUAUCUCAAGAUGCAUUAUUAACGAGCUUUCCACUGACACCAUAUUUGUUUCAGGGAUUUCCUUCCCCUGGUAUACCAAUGACGGAUCAUAAGGAUAGUGGUCAGGAUAGAUGGGAAAUCAAGCACCACAGCUCACGUCAGUUCAAAUCAUGUUAUUUAUGUGGAGUAUCAGCUGAUUGCUGGACUCCAAGCUAUUUUUCUUAAGUUUUCAUUUGCUGACAUGAUUUUCUUUAGAAUAUGCCUAUUGUUAAAGGUCUGAACAAAAAAACUCAACACGUUUGGGACCCUUAAUCACAAAA
Triticum aestivum (bread wheat) is the source of this 1009-nucleotide messenger RNA. RefSeq lists its product as uncharacterized. The transcript is spliced from 4 exons. Lineage: Eukaryota; Viridiplantae; Streptophyta; Magnoliopsida; Poales; Poaceae. The record is from RefSeq and is a predicted model, not a curated record. Bases 347 to 802 code for a protein of 151 amino acids.